Messenger RNA from Myiozetetes cayanensis, 1010 nucleotides. RefSeq names its product WD repeat domain 13 (gene WDR13). NCBI's taxonomy places the organism in Eukaryota, Metazoa, Chordata, Aves, Passeriformes, Tyrannidae. The record is from RefSeq and is a predicted model, not a curated record. Gene Ontology annotation, cellular component: nucleus. Gene Ontology annotation, molecular function: protein binding; promoter-specific chromatin binding.
CGGGUCCUGGCGCUCUGCUUUGGCCCCGGGCGAGUCCUGUGGGCAGGGGACGAUCAGGGGUCCGUGUCCUCCUUCCUCUGCGACCCUGCUACUGGCCGGCUGACCAAGGCCUCCCGGGUGCUGGUCCAGGCGGGCGGGUCCAUCACGUCGCUCUCGGCCCGGGCCUGGGCGAGCCGGGAGGCUCCGGACCCCUCCCUGCUCGUCAACGCCUGCCCCGACCGCCUCCUGCUCUUCCGGGUGGUGGAAGACGAGGGGGGCUCGGGGGCUCCGGGGCUGCGGCUCCGCCGGAGUUUCCCGACGCGGCACCGGGAGCAGCCCCUGAGGAGCUGCUUCUGCCCCCUCAUGUCCUUCCGACAGGGGGCCUGCGUGGUGACGGGCAGUGAGGAUUCCUGCGUGCACUUCUUCGACGUGGGGCGCGCGGGGCGGGCGACGCUGAACACGCUGCAGGGGCACGGAGCGGCCGUGCUGGCCGUGGCCUUCAACUGCGACGAGUCCCUGCUGGCCUCGGGGGACGCUGCCGGCACUGUCAUCGUCUGGAGACGCCAGCACCCCUGAAACCACCCAAAACUGCCAAAAUACCCCAAAAAUACCCAAAAACCACCCCAAAAAUCAUAAAAACCCCCCAAACCCAGCCCUGGCCUUCAACUGCGACGAGUCCCUGCUGGCCUCGGGGGACGCUGCUGGCACUGUCAUCGUCUGGAGGCGCCAGCACCCCUGAGACCACCCAAAACUGCCCAAAAACCACCCCAAAAAUCAUAAAAUCCACCCCAAACCCAGCCCUGGCCUUCAACUGCGACGAGUCCCUGCUGGCCUCGGGGGAUGCUGCUGGCACUGUCAUCGUCUGGAGGCGCCAGCACCCCUGAAACCACCCAAAUAUACCCCAAAAACACCCAAAAACCACCCCAAACCCGGCCCUGGCCUUCAACUGCGACGAGUCCCUGCUGGCCUCGGGGGAUGCUGCUGGCACCGUCAUCGUCUGGAGGCGCCAGCACCCCUGAAACCACCCAAAU